Myxocyprinus asiaticus (Chinese sucker) is the source of this 7021-nucleotide messenger RNA. It is a transcript of the gene srrm2, whose product is annotated as serine/arginine repetitive matrix 2. Lineage: Eukaryota; Metazoa; Chordata; Actinopteri; Cypriniformes; Catostomidae. The transcript is spliced from 14 exons. Bases 2430 to 6533 code for a protein of 1367 amino acids. The record is from RefSeq and is a predicted model, not a curated record. Gene Ontology annotation, molecular function: mRNA binding.
CUAGUUAGCAUGCUGGACUGUGGGAUGAUCCCGUACUUGUUGGCGUCCAAGCUGAAAUCAGCGCACUUAAAUAUUCAUAAUAUCUUUAAGUGGACAAGUUUCUAGCUGCGCUCUUGAUCAAUGUGUUUAUUGUACAUUACACUGAAGUAAAAGAUAACGGACAAUGGUGUGAAUGUAGCAGUAGCAUUAGCAGUAGCGAAGGCCUCGGCCUGUUGCUUGUUUUAUAUUUCACAGUGCUCGGAUCCUGUGGGCCCGAUGUAGUGGCUGUUCCGCAAGACCCAGUGAGAUGACUAUCUAGAUAGUAUUUUUGGGCAGCAUAGAAAUAGGAAUUUUUGAGCCAAAGCCAAUAAUGACAUGGUGUGAUUCAUUGUGUACGUAAGUGCAUACGAGCAUUUAAGCAAACAUCUAAACAUUAGUUUGACUCCUUUUGACACAUUCGCAUAUUUUACCAACAGUCCCUUUAAAGUGUCUGUAAAUUUGGCUUCAUUAAGUAGCUCCACGUUAAUGGUGAAUAAAAAAGGCGAUGUGUCUUUAUCAUUUAUUAAACCAUGAUGCUUUAGUCUCCAGAUACAAGUAGUCUCAUGGGCAAGAGAGAAAGCAGGGGCUUUUUAUUCUUUUCUUCCAUGUCAGUGCUGAAACUGUCCUUUCCUGAACUAAUGAGUUACCGACUCUCAGCAGCACAGUAAAUUGAUUCAUCACUACAAAACCAGGCGUUCUUGCAUGGCUAAAACGAUAUCAAGUAUAUUCUGUUCCUGGUCUUACAAGACAUAUGACUGUUCUGUUGAAUGUUUUUAUUGUAGCAUUGUGAGAGUUGAGUACAGAAACUAAAAUGACUACUACUACAGUUUUAAUUCUAUGUGUGUUCCUUCUCAAAAUGUUCACAAGUUUUAGCUAUGUGGUUGUGUUUGACAACCCAGUUAUUGUUAUUUAUUUAAGGAACAAAACCAUAAAAGCGAAAAUAGCUUCUCAAGGAGGGACAGCAAACGUGUUUGUGUAGUUUUCGUAUCACAAAUGCAGAAGAAACUGUGACUCACUUGCAUUUAUUAAUUUAGCAGAUGCUUUAAUCCAAAGCAAAACUGUAAAUGAUUAAUGUGAAAUGCAAACAUAAGUGAGUCAUCCUAAGGAGAAAAUAACAUGCAGGUUUCUCAUGGCCAUGGAAAAACCUGUAAAUGUCAGGGAAUUUUAUAAUUGUGUUUUCCAGGCCUGGAAAAGUCAUGGAAAUGUGUGUUAGAUCCAGUAUCCCAUUAGACCUCUCUGUCAGAAGAUAUCCAAAUAUCACCGUUCUUAUCCAAAUCCAGUCAACAUCAACAGGUUGUGUUGUGUUAGCCCAAGAGGCAGCGGGGGAAAGGACCCUUUUCACACUUCAGGGUUUUGGAACGCGGAAGUAAAUGAUUGCAGGGUGAACUGUAAUAGCAGUGAAUGGGAGACCAUGCCAAAUAUACAUUUUUGCUCUCUCAUUUGGUGCAUCAAAAGAAAAACGCCGCUAGUACAUUUCCAAAACUUUCCAAAUGAAGAAAAAAACAGAGUGCUGAAUUACGACAGUCAGAAGAGAGAAGAUGGCAAAUUUACUGUCACUCUCUCAGCAGCUGUAUUAGAAACCUCUGUGGUAACUUGUUUUAAAACUAAUUCCAGGGUAAUAUAAUACAAAGUAUAAUGAUAUAAAUUUACAUGAAAUAAUAAAACAAUUUUGGGGCAGUGGUUGCUUGGAAAAGGGUCCAUAUUGGAGAAGGCAGGAGACAGAAGUGCUGGUACUAAACGUGCAGAAUUUAUUGAAUAAUCUUUGGGAAUAUUUACACUUGGUCACUUCAUGCGUUUUUACUGAUCCGAUUGCUAUCCGAUUGAAUAAGCACAAUCCAUUUACACUUGUCCGCAUCAAUGUGUCUCUGCCAAAUAGAUAUAAAUCCAAUCUUGAAUUCCUGCGCUAUAUGCAAAUAAAACAGAGUUCAUUGAAUCCGUGAUUAUGCUAAUACUGUUUUUAGUUAUUAUUUUAGUAUUUACUGGGAUAUGAAAUGCAACAAAGGGGUAGCAAAAUAAUCACUUUAUAAACGCCACGUUCAUGCCGUGAUGGAAUUACUGUUAUUACGAGAUGGCAACUAGGAGGUUCUACUCGGAGCCAUUCACGUCCUGGGAACUCUAAAGUGAUCCUUUUGUAUGACAACACUCAUAACACCAAAAAGGCUUUGUUGUUGAUAACAGCAACAUCACUACAUUAAUUCACCCUAAUAUUUUGUUGCAAAAUGUUUAAGAACAGAAAAAACGUUCCAGGUACACUCAAAAAACUGAAACAUGGCUAUUGUUUGAUAAAAAGAAAUUAAAAUUAAAAAUAAUUUAAUUUAUCAGAUGAACACAGUUAUUUUAAAUCAGUCAGAACUAAAUUUACAGUAACUUAAAAGAACACAAUUGAGGUGUGUUGAAACAACAAAAACGUUAUGGUUUCAAUCAGUCACGUCUUUUGUGCAUGCUCCGAUGGAUUCCCUUUCCAAUUUGUGCCAAAGACAGCAAGAGAGCAGAUGAAAUACUCUGGAAUUGAUAUGUAUAACGGUAUCGGGCUGACCACACCACGAGGCAGUGGUACCAAUGGCUACGUUCAACGAAACCUGUCCAGCAUUCGUGUAAAGAAGAACAGAGAUGAGCGUGGUGGAGAGAGGGAUGAGAAGGACCGAGAGAGGCUGGAGAGCCAGCUGAACAGACAGCCUAAUGCUGAUAUCCUGGAGCACCAGAGGAAGAGGCAGCUGGAGGUCAAAUGUGCUGAGCUGCAAGACAUGAUGGAGGAGCAGGGGUACUCAGCAGAGGAGAUUGAAGAGAAGGUCAACACCUUUCGUAUGAUGUUGCAAGAGAAACAAGAACCGCCACCUCCUCCAACAGAGAGGCCAGCUGUGACCGAAACUCAUGCUCUGGCAGCUGCUAACCAGCAAAAGAAUGACCGUCUGAGAGAGGCGUUCGGUAUCAGCUCUGACUAUGUUGAUGGCUCGUCCUUUCAUCCUGAACGCAAGGAGCGAGAGAAAGAGAAAAGGGAGCAGGAGAGGCUGGAAAGAGAAAAGCAGCAGCAGCAGCAGAAGUACCAGAUGAUUGAGUCUGAAGCCUCUGAUUCCUCUCCUGAUCAAAAAAAGAGCCAGAAGAAGAAAAGAAAGAAAAAUAAAAGCAGAGAGAGCUCUGAGAGCCCCUCACCCUCCCCUAAACGAGAGAAGAACAGAAACAAGAAGAAAAAGAAAAGGGAGGAGUCAGUGAAGAGUGACACUGAGAGCAGUUCAUCAGACAAAGAAACAUCCAGGAGAAAGAGGGAAAGGAGUGAAAAUGUUACUCCACCUCCUAGUAAGACUCGCAAGCGGCAGAGUACAUCCUCCAGCCCAGCCCUCAGCCAGUCCCCUCUGAGAGAGAAACAACAGAAUAAAUCAGACUUGCGCACAGAGGCGAGGAAAGGAAGAUCUCCUGACAGGAGGUGGCAUUUCCACAGUGAGGAAAGCCCAAAGCGGAUGGAAACCGGAGAGAGGUCACCAAGACGCUCAAGAUCCCCUGAGCAAAACAGAAGAGGCAAAGACAGAGAAUGUGAGAGAGAACAAGUACAAGAAAAAUCUCAGAGAAGACGACAUGACUCCUCAUCACCAUCUCCCCUACGACAGCAGCAGAGCGACAGACGACAACGGAGUGAAAAGAGGGAGAGAGACAAAGAGAGAGAGAAACCCCCUCAAUCAAGAAGACACAAUACCUCAUCUCCAUCUCCACCACGGAAGCAGCAGAGAGACAGGCGACAACGGAGUGAGGAGAGAGAGAAAUCAUCUCAAAGGAGACAUCACUCUUCAUCUUCAUCUCCAUCACCUAAGCAGCUGAAGGAUAGGACACAGCAGAUCGUAGACAAGAACCGAGGGGAUGAUGGCAAAAAGGACAAAGGUCUGAAAAGACAUGACUCCUCCACAUCCCCUUCUCCCUCUCCACGUAAAGACAGAACAAGAAGAGGUCACAGUGGAGAGAAAGAGAGAGCAGCUUCCCCAAGAGCUGCUUCAGACCGAGAAAAGGAGAGACUUGGUGACAGAGUGAGAGACAGGCAGAGGAAUAGUGAUAGAGACACCGUCCCAUCUUGUAGAAAUGAUGGUCGAGGAUGGGAGAGUGAUAAAGGAAAGGAGAGAGGGAGAAAUCAAUCUAGUGACACCAUCUCUCCCGCCAAGCGUUCACCUUACUCUAAUGGAAGACAAAAAGUAAGAGAUCAGGAACAGGAGAAGGAAAGAGAAGAACAGAGAGAAAAGGAGAGGAGAGAGGAAGAGAUGAAAGAAGUGGCUAGAAGACAACAGGAGAAGAGAAAAUGCAGAGAGAGUGACAGAGAAAAUGAUAGAAACCGUCAUGGUGACACCAGGAGAGAGGAGAUGUCCAAAUCAGACUGGCAGUCAUCUAGCAGUCAGCCAGAAGACAGACAAGGUGCCAGAGGAAGUGAGACAGAGCGGGACAUACAGGAAAGAAAAGACAGGAGAAUGGAGGAGGACAAGAGGCAGGAAAGAACUCAAGAUAGGAGUUCUCAGGCCAGGGACAAAGAACGAAAUGAGAAAAAAAUGGAAAAGGAAAAGCUGGGGCAGAAAGACAAGUCCAAAACUGCUAGCGGUAGUAGUAGUAGUAGUAGUAGUAGUAGCAGCAGCAGCAGUAAUAGUAGUAGUAGUAGUAGUAGUAGUAGCAGCAGCGGCAGCAGCGAGAGUGACAGUGACAGCUCCUCAUCAUCAUCAUCAUCCUCCUCCUCCUCUUCGUCGUCAUCAUCCUCUGAUGAUGAAAAGAAACAGAAGAGUUCAAAACAGAACAGCAGCACUGGUAAAUUAGUUCCUCACGCUGUCAUUGCUCAGGCUGUUGCUCGCCGAGAGAAAGAGAACAGAGGAAGGGAUGGAGAAAGUGAUGAGGGUAGAAAGGCCCAAAGACAGAGUUCACCUUCUGAGGCCCAGAGAAAAGACGAAGACAUAGAUAGGAGAACAAGGGAUAUGGAGAGAGACAGGAGGUCUGUCCACUCCUCAUCGCCCUCAACAGGAACUCUAAGGAACAGUCAUCCUGAGAAAGAUAGGAAUCGGGGGAAAGAGAGGUACACUCCCACUGAAAUUUCUAGCCCUCCUCCUUCUCCCCCUCAGAGAGGCAGAGAGAGAGCAACCCUGGGUGGGGGCAGGCACAUGCCUUCAGAAGAGACAAAAUGUCAGAGUAGAGAACCAGAGAGGCCCAGAGAUAGAGGGAGAGAGCGAUACACCUCUUCAGAACUGGAACGAGAAUCCUCACGCCGUUCGCCUGGCAGAGGAAGGGAUCAACAGAAUAACCGAAAGGAUGCGUCAUCUUUGUCUCUGAAGGGAAAAGGAAGGGAUGAAGGCUCACAGGUCAAGCAGACAGCAUCACGACCUUCACCAAAACGCACUCCACCACGACAGUACCAGGAUCCGCAACGAUCGUGUUCCCCCAGUCCGAGACGAGGGGUGAGGAGACCCUCACCACCACGCAACUCAUCCCCUUACCGACGGGAUCGUAGCCGGGAACGCCUCAGAGAAAGAGAGAGGGACAGACUUAGAGCAAGGCCAGGAGAGAGAGAGCGUUCCAGGGAAAGGAGAACAAGGAGCAGCAGAUCCAGGAGUCCUCGUAGACAAAGUCCUCUCUAUAGGUUUCGUCGUACACCCUCGCUGAUACGUCGACGCAGAAGUAGCCGAUCUCUAUCAAGAGAAAGGGAGCAGGAAAGGAGGAGGAAUCGAGAGCGAGAGAGGCAGCGUGAACAGGACAAAGAAAGAGAGCGAGAACAAAGAACAAGGGCACCACCUAAAGAUCCCUCUCCUCCACACCGCUCUUUAUCCUCUUCCUCCCAUUCCUCCUCAUCAUCCUCACCCUCUCCUCAAAGAGAGACGAAGGUUGUGAAAUCUACAAACGCAGAUAAAGACAGAUCAAAGCAAUCAGAAAGGAAAAAUACGUCCCCUUCCCCUCCUCUGCAGACUCCUCGUCUCCUUUCCAACCAGUCACAUCAUCACUCUCAUUCACGUGAACAUCCUGCGCAUUCUAGAUCACCAACCACCAACCAAUCACAAAGCAGGGAUCCACCAGGUGACCAGUUAAGCGGCCAGUCUCCAUCACCAACACAAAAAAAUGAGCUGUAUAUAAGAGGAAAGACUGCAGUGAAUGGCAAACCAGAUAAGGAGAGCUCUGGGCAACAGCAGAAGAGCAGGAGAAGCAGCUCAAGUUCUUCAUCCUCAUCUUCAUCGUCCUCUUUGUCGUCAUCUUCAUCUUCAGACAGCUCUUACUCUGAAGCAGAGAAAGGAAAAGGGGGUGAUAAAGCGGGUAAAAAUAGAGAUUCUGGUAAGAUGACGAAAAGCAGAGCUGCUCCAUCAUCGUCCUCAUCAGAAAGUGAGCCAGAAGAAAAGAAAAGUCCACCACACCCCAAGAGAGUGCCAGCAGACUCACUGAGAGACUCCAGGUCACUCAGUUACUCGCCUCCAGUGAGACAACGAAGAUUUGCACACUCUCCACCCACUCGACGCAGUGCAAGCAGGAAGUCAAGAAGCAGAUCUCCAGACAGUCGACGGAGGAAAUAAGUACAUAAUUGUUCACUUUUUAAUUUUCUGGACUCUUUUAUCUGACCCUGACUGGACUGUAUCAUCUCAAUAUCACAUGGAUGAGACUGCAUUAGGAGAGGCUGAAAAAUGUGACUAGUUGCAAUGGUGACCCCUUCACCAUUAGUAGAAAACGAAGGUCUCACAAAACCUGGUUCUUUAGAACUCAUCCUAAAGGGGAGGAUUUAUUUUUUCUUUUGUUAUGGUGUAAUUAAUGUUCAAGGAGAGGCAAGCUGAGACACUGACAUUCUCUAAAGCUCUGUGCCAACAGAUGCUGGACGCUGUUUGUAUACAUACACAAACAAAAUCACAAAUAUGUCCAGUGCUCUUCUAUCUGCUACAUUGUUCUGAAUGUAGACGAACAUCUGUUAUUUUGUGAUUGGAAUGGUGUUCUGUUCCUAUGUAUGUGGACAGCGUCUGUUCCUUUUUGUUUCUUUGUGGAAUAAAGAAUUAUGAAUAAUACAAUGGCA